Maudiozyma saulgeensis is the source of this 891-nucleotide messenger RNA. NCBI's taxonomy places the organism in Eukaryota, Fungi, Ascomycota, Saccharomycetes, Saccharomycetales, Saccharomycetaceae. The record is from the annotation of a GenBank genome assembly.
AUGUCUCAAUCAUUAAACUCCUGUUUACAAGAAAUUACGGAAUCUCUAGGAUCCAUUUCAAACAGAAAUUUCAAACACCCUGGGAUAUUUCACAAUGCUGUUGUUGGUAGUAUGCUAUCCCAAGGUGGGAAGAAGGAAUUUGUGAAAUUGCUGAGGGAUGGUGAACCUAACGAAGAAUUAUCUUUAUUCCAAGUUGAUUCUCAAAAGAGAUCUAUAAUGAGAAGAGAUAAAAAAAGAGGUGUAUAUGAUUAUAUCGUUGAAAGAGAAGCGAAAAUUAAGAGAAAUAGAAGAAUGGGGAUCCCUGAUCCGAAGCCAAUAAUACAGAUACCGAAAGAUUUCUAUUUAAGUCAACAUGAAAAAGUUAUAAAUAGUAAUACCAAUAGAAAUGGUAGAAACUCCUUUAUUUUUCAGAAUACCACAGGCAAUCUGGGGUCAACAAAUAAUGCCUUUGGUGCAUUGCACAAUAAAUUCAAAAACGACAAGAUGACAGCAAAGUUACUAGAGGCAUUACAGAAUGGUAGUGUACUUGCAGAAGAAGAUGACUCGGAAAAUAUAAACCAUGCUGCAAUAAAAAGAAGAAAGACGAUGUUUGUGGAAGAUUUCCCAAUUGACCUUAUAAUUAAGGUGCUUGAUGAAAUCAACAAUAUGUGGUCAUUAUCAGAGUUUAAAGAAGAGUUUAACACUUUGAAACGAUCUGCAUCUGAGCUUUCAAUGAAGAUCAAGGAUGUGCAGGAUCAACUGGAAAUCCAAGAGGAUGAAAUAAGUAACAUGGAUUCAUACACUACCCCAUCUGCCAGCAUCUCCAAAUUAAUCGAAGUCAACCGCCAAGAAAUUGCAGAUUUGGAGAAGGAAAUUAAAGAUCUUGAAGAUACUAACAGCAAGCAAAAUUAA